Molecule: messenger RNA, 1242 nt
Organism: Neodiprion fabricii
Lineage: Eukaryota; Metazoa; Arthropoda; Insecta; Hymenoptera; Diprionidae
Product: 15-hydroxyprostaglandin dehydrogenase [NAD(+)]-like
Exons: 6
Coding region: 179-973 (264 amino acids)
Cellular component (GO): cytoplasm
Molecular function (GO): oxidoreductase activity, acting on the CH-OH group of donors, NAD or NADP as acceptor
Source: RefSeq, a predicted model, not a curated record
CUAUGACUGAUACCAAGAACACUUUGCAGUGACAAACAGUUUUACAGUUUUCGAACAGAACUUGCCGUGGUAGCAGAUAUUAUUGCGAUUAGAAUAAUCCUGCAUGAAAUCUAAUAUAUAUUUUAUAUUAAGAUAGUGUUAAAUUCUACGCGCAGUAUAUUAUACACUUGGGUUGAAAAUGGAUUUUGCAAACAAAGUCGCACUGAUUACCGGAGGUGCAGGUGGAAUCGGCUUUCAAUCUGCUAAAGAACUUUUGCGUAAUGGACUCAAACACGUGGCCAUUCUCGAUCUGGCGUCAUCUCCAGGUGAGGAAUUGGCUGAUAAUUUAAACGCAGAAUUUGGCAAAGGACGGGCAAUCUUCGUCAGCUGUGACGUUACGAAAGCCAACGAACUCGAAGCCGCAUUCGCCAAGACCGUAAACGAAUUCGGUGGACUCGACAUAGUGAUCAACAACGCUGGUAUACUGAACGAAUCAAAAUGGGAAUUGACGAUCGACAUAAAUCUAAUCGCAGUCGUGAGAGGAACGAUGCUGGCUUUGCAAUACAUGGGAAAGGACAAGGGAGGCAAGGGUGGCGUUAUUGUGAACACCUCUUCAACAUACGGUGUCGAUCCUGUCGCCUGGUCGCCAGCUUACGCCGCGGCCAAAGCCGGUGUCGUAGGCCUGAGUCGAUCUUACGGACUAUCAUAUCACUACGAUAAGACGGGCGUUAGGGUCAUCACAAUGUGUCCUUCGUUCACAGAGACUCAGUUAUUGAUCGAGGCUGAUGAUAGCCGUCUGUUAUUAUUCGAAGACGCGAAAGCUGCUCUGAACGAAAUCAACAACGGCCUAAUGCAAAAGCCAGAGAACGUUGCAAAGGCGUUCGUGUAUGUUAUUCGAAAUGGAAAGAGUGGCAGUAUCUGGCUCGCCGAGGGUGGAGAUCCGGUUCGUGAAUUUACGCCGAGAAGCAUCUUCGACAAAGCAGCACUGAUUUAAUAUUUCUACGUACCAUCCAUGCGAGGAAAUCUGUUUUUGUUUUUUUUUUUUUUUUACCAUGACCAUCACCUGCUAAUGUUUUAUUGCUGUACAAUUUUUACCCCAAGCUAUCGGCAAUUGCCAGACUUUUGAAACACAUACCGAUAUACGUAUAUUAUUGAGAGUGAAAUGUAAAAUUUUCAUAAAACUGUGUAAUGGUUAAAUAUAUUUUCAAGCUACUUUGUAUCUACUUUUACGAAUUAAUGAACAUGAUUUUUGACUGACUAUUA